Messenger RNA from Fusarium keratoplasticum, 1746 nucleotides. Its product is annotated as MFS domain-containing protein. The transcript has 5 exons. The coding region runs from base 1 to 1746 and encodes 581 amino acids. Gene Ontology annotation, biological process: transmembrane transport; carbohydrate transport. The record is from RefSeq and is a predicted model, not a curated record. Gene Ontology annotation, cellular component: membrane. Gene Ontology annotation, molecular function: carbohydrate:proton symporter activity. Lineage: Eukaryota; Fungi; Ascomycota; Sordariomycetes; Hypocreales; Nectriaceae.
AUGGCCGACAACCAAGACAAGGUGUCGCCAGCCCCGGCCGACGCCCCGCCGUCAAAGACGCCUGCCGAUACUUCGGCCGCUAUUGACUCGGCCGUUGACGAGUCGGCCGCGCUUGACAGCUCCGAUCCCAGCAAGACACACCAUAACAUCAUCGAGCAUGCUCGUGCCGCCGCUCACAAGGAGCGCAAGAUGACCCUUCGUCAGGGCAUCAAGCUCUACCCCAAGGCCAUCUUCUGGAGUAUCCUUAUCUCCACCUGUAUCGCAAUGGAGGGUUAUGACAUUAGUCUCGUCAACAAUUUUUACGCUUUCCCCCAGUUCAACAAAAAGUAUGGUGUUCUUGGCGACGACGGCACCUACCAGGUUCCCGCCGCUUGGCAAGCCGGUCUGAGCAAUGGAGCCAAUUGCGGUGAAAUCAUCGGCCUAUUCAUCAACGGCUGGGUUUCAGAGCGCCUUGGGUACAGAUACACCGUAUGCGCCUGCCUCAUCUGUGUCGCCGGCUUCACGGCUAUCUUCUUUACCGCCCAGAACGUCCAGACCCUGCUCGUUGCUGAGAUUCUGUGCGGUAUCCCGUGGGGUAUCUUUCAGACUCUCACCAUCACCUAUGCAUCCGAGGUCUGCCCUGUGGCUCUCCGUGGCUACUUGACCACCUAUGUCAACUUCUGCUGGGGUCUUGGCCAGGAGAUUGGUAUUGGCGUUAUUCGCUCUAUGCUCAACCGUAACGAUGAGUGGGCUUAUCGUAUCCCCUAUGCCCUGCAGUGGAUGUGGCCGUUGCCCCUCUGCGCGGGUAUCUUCUUUGCUCCUGAAUCGCCCUGGUGGCUCGUCCGAAAGGGUCGUAACCAGGAGGCCAAGCAGGCCUUGCUGCGUCUAACCAGCCUCGACCGCGAAACCGACUUUGACGCCGACGAGACCAUUGCCAUGAUGGUGCACACCACUGCCCUCGAGGAGAAGAUGACUGCCGGUGCCUCAUACUGGGAUUGUUUCAGAGGGGUCGAUCUUCGUCGAACCGAGAUCGUUUGCAUGAUCUGGGCGAUACAGAACUUGAGCGGCAACUCUUUCUCCAACUAUUCCACUUACUUCCUCGAGCAGGCCGGUCUCUCAGCUGACAAGGCGUAUUCGUUUGCCCUCGGCCAGUACGCCAUCAACAUGGUUGGCGUGCUGGGCGCUUGGUCUUUGAUGACGCUCGGUGUUGGCCGACGAACCCUAUAUCUUUACGGGCUCUGUGGUCUCUGCACCAUGCUUUUCGUCAUGGGAUUUCUCGGCCUAGUACCUGAUGCCCAUCGAGACCAGGCAUCUUUGGCCACUGGCAGCAUGAUGAUCGUGUGGGCACUCUUUUACCAGCUCAGUGUGGGCACCGUGUGCUACUCCCUCGUUGGAGAGCUAUCGUCCCGACGUCUCCAGAUCAAGACUGUCGUGUUGGGCCGUAACGCUUAUAAUAUCAUUGGCAUCAUCAACAGCGUCUUGACGCCGUAUAUGCUGAACCCUACCGCUUGGGACUGGGGCAACUAUGCCGGAUUCUUCUGGGGUGGUAUCUGCUUCUUGUGCAUCAUCUACACCUACUUCCGCCUGCCAGAGCCGAACGGCCGAACCUUUGCGGAACUCGAUGUGCUUUUUGAGCGAGGCAUCAGUGCCAGGAAGUUUGCCACGACCGAAGUAGACGUGUUCCAUGAGACGGUAGAAGAAAAUGUCAUGAACCGCUACGAAGAGCUCGCCGAUUCACCAUCGGACAGGGCUGAUGAGAAGGCCUAA